UUGUGCGCGAUUUCGCUUCGCAUUUCGUUUGUACGUACGUCGCGCUUCGCAGUUCCGAGUGUGUGUUUGCAUUGAAUUGAAUUAACAUCAGGUUCCCGGGCAGCACGCAGAACGCAGAUUUCCCUUUUCCCGGCAGUGCGACAAACAUGCGAUUGGCACAAUGACGACGGACGUAGUGAAAAUAGAACGCACCGGCGUGCCGAUGGCCAUCGACGAGAGCACGAACGAUGCGAGCGGUGCCAGCUUCAGCAGCGUCAGUGGUGGUGGUGGUGGUGGUGCAGCCGGUGUUGGCGGUGGCGGGACCGUCGCCGGAAGCGCAGCCGGAACACCGAGGGAAUCGGCCAAAUCGCAAAACCUGCGCCGCACCCUGGCCAAGCCAGCGAUGGAGAAGGAUAAGUGCAGCUUCCUGAACGAUCUGCAGACAUUUCACGAGAAGCACGGCACACCGUACCUGAAGCUGCCAAAGAUAAGCGGCAAGGAUGUCGAUCUACACAAACUCUACUCGAUCGUUAUUGGUCGGGGCGGAUGGAUGAAGGUAAAUGCUCGCGAAGACUGGGACGAGGUGAUCGAAGAGCUGGAUCUGCCGACCCGGUGUGUAAAUAACGAGAUUGCGCUGAAGCAAAUAUACAUCCGUUACCUGGAUCGGUACGAACGGGUGAAUUUCCACGGCGAGGAUAAAGACCCGGCAGAAGAUGAGGACGACGAGAAGCGGCUUCAUCGGCGCUGGUCGGUCCGAAUGCUACACUCUACCCCGACCGUGUACAACCACCACCAACACAACGUGCCGGAAGGGUUGCGGUCCUCGUUGAAGCUUUCCGACGAUCUCUACCGGGCGUCCGAGUAUGACAAGCUGAUACUGUCGCUGCUGUCGCCGCUACCGAACGAGCAGGACUUUGCCAUCAACGUGUGCACGCUGAUGUCCAACGAGAACAAGCACACGCUCAAGGUGGACAAGUGCCCGCGGCUGGUGUACGUGCUGCUCGCGCAUGCCGGGGUGUUCAAUCACUUCUCGCUGAGGGACACGUUCGACGAGUACUACUCGAACAUUCGCAAGAAUUCCUUGCAGCGCUUCUGGAAGGAGUGUCUGUUCGAGAAGCCGCAAGUGCUGGAAUUGUCGCUGGAGGACUGCUUCGCAAAGAUGGGCGCCGAUCCGAGCGCACUGAUCGCUUCCAUCUAUCAGCAGGACGAGCCGGACGAAGAAAUGGACGGCAAGUCGGGCGGCAACGAUGGUGGUGAAGCAGCAAAGCGUGCCGAUAGCGAUUUUGAAAUCAUGAAGGGACGAUUAAGCACGGCAACGCUUCGUACCUUUCUCAGCCUCGGGACUGGCUUGGGAACGAACGAUUACAUCGGGCAGCGGGUGCUACAGAUCGCGGCCAUUUUCCGGAACUUGAGCUUCAACGAAGAAAAUCUACCCGUACUGGGGCACAAUCGUACGUUCAUUCGCUUUCUGAUCAUGUGUGCCAACUCGCGGUGGAACAAUCUCCACCACCUUGGGCUGGACAUGCUGGGCAACAUUGCGAACGAGAUCGACAUUAACGACCCGCAGUCGGAUGAGGUGACGCGGUGCCUCGUGUCCACGCUGUCCGAAGGGCUGGAGGGUGCCGAUCGGGGCGUCAUCAUCAGCUGCCUGGAGGUGCUGAGCAAGAUCGCCCAGAAGGAGUCCAACGAGGAAAAUCUGAACCGCUGCCUCAACCAGCAGCUGUACGAUCAGAUCUGUUUGUUUCUCUGCCUGAACGACAUCAUGCUGCUGCUGUACACGCUGGAAUGCAUCUACUCGCUCACGUCGAUGGGCGAGAAACCAUGCAACGCGAUCAUGCACAUCCGCGGCGUGAUCGAUACGCUCGUAUCGUUGGUGACGGUGGAGGCCCAAAGCUACGGGCCGGAUGCGUGCAUUCUGAUGCGCGUGGUCGAAACCAUCCCCGGCAAUAUGGCUACCCAUCAUGCGCAGGGAGCGUACUACGCGAAUGCGGCCGGUCAGCCCGGUCAAGCCAAUCCGCCGCCGCCGACGAUGACACAACUUACCGUCCACAAAGACGCCGCACAGGUGCAGAGCGGUGGGCAGGGGCAAGUGGGUAACAAUCCACACGUCGUCUACCCAACACCCGAAGUGCCGAAGCUUCCCUCGCUGACUGUCACCAGCAAACCGGUGCCAUCUUCUCCACAUGUACCGCAGCAGCCGGUGCAACAGCAACAGAUCGUGCUGCAAGCUGGCACGGUGCAGACAGUAACCCAAAGCCACCCCGCGGGUGCUGGUCCCAAUCCCCAAAUCGUUACCGUGACACGUCCACCGGCAGCCGAUUCUCCCCAGAUCCCCGUGAACGUGAUUGCCCGGCCCGAUUCGACAGUGUCGGCAGCGCAGGCUAUGCCAUCGAACCAGCAGACGACGCUUACAGUGAAUGCAUCAUCCCAACCCAACACGAUACAGCAGCAACAAACCAUCACUGUUGGUGGUGGUGGUGUUGGCGUGGUAGUGCAUAGCCCGACCGCAUCGCCGGCAGCUAUCACUGCCAAACACAUCCAGCAGCAGCAGGCGCAGGAAAGCGAGCAGUUUGCCUACGCUUGGCUGCGUGCAUCGUUCGAGGCAGCGCCGGCCGUUCGAAUGGAUCAGCAGGAGCUGUACAAGCUCUAUCUGGCCACCAAUGGGAAGCUGGGCCGUAAGGUGGUGCUUCCCCAAACGCACUUUCCUCGCUGUGUACGGGCCGUUUUCGGUGGAACCGUUGGGCCAGUGCAGCUGAAAAUAGAACAGAAAGGAAUCGAAACGGUUGGAUACUACUACGAAGGAUUACGGCUCCGCGCCAAGCCAUUGCCGAUCGUUCACAAAGGCACUGUGUUGACACCAGCUGUAGAGUCCACUGCAGCUAGUACUACUAGCACUAUCAGUAGCCUCAUCACGUUGACAAAACAAGACGAACAACAACCUCACACCAAACUAACAACCCCAACCAGCGGCUGUACUGCUGUAAUUACCGCCGUCACAACACAGCAUGCUGCGACCACCGUUGGGCGAGAGCUGAGUUUCAGCUCAUCCACUACCGUCAGUACGACAAUCGCUAAACCCGCAACGGUCAUCAGCAAUGCAGGCACCGCUUCUGGACGGACAAUCGUGUCCACUGGGCAAGAAACUUAUCGCUCACUAGAAGUCAUUCAAACAAGCUUAUCCCAAGCAACACCGGCUACCUCCUCUCCUGGAACGUUCCGUUCCUCGUCGGUUAUAGCAAUGGCUCCACCGAGCAGUAACGCUUCGACCCCAGCCACCAUGAAGCAUCAACCACAAACCUCCGGGCAAACGGUAUCCGUACUGCAUAAAACGAUACCGACACCACUUCAGGCGGUCAAAUCGUCACAGCAACAAACGCAACCGCGGGCAGUGUUGCACUUUACACAAGCGCAAUCGGUGAAAACAAUCGAUGGUUCUUCUCUCGGAGGUGCUUCCACGCCUUCGGUGGGCUCGGGUGGGUCCAGUACGAUCGGCAAACAGCUCAUAGUCACCCAAGUUGGGGGCAAAAACGUCCUAAUCAAUAAGGCGGCGGCCGGCCAACAACACCAAUACAUACCGACGACACCUUCGUCGCCGCUGCUCCAGCAAGUCCUUAGCAGCGACCAGAAGAACAACGUGAUCGUGGUAAACCAGACGACCAUUUCCCCACAGCCGGCCGGGUCGCUGCACAGCAGUCCGGGUCCGAGUGCGCAUCUGCAGACCGGCACCGGCACGACGACGAUCAUGAACCAGUCGGGCACGAUCAGCUCGACGACGACGAACCCGUCCGCACUGAUCAAGAGCCUGCUGGCGAACAAGGUAACGACGGCGGUCACCGAUAGUACGCUCUCCGCUGCUACCGCUGGUUCCGCUGCUGCUGCCGCUGCUGCUCCUUACUCCAGUAGUUUGUCCACUACUACCAUCACCAACUCUCCUACUACCAAUUGUUUGAUUGCACCGAAUGUUAACGUGCAUCAGGUCGUCCAGAGGCAGCAGAUGCAGAAGCAAAAGCAACUGAUCGAACAGAAGCUGCUUUCCAACAGCCCCAUCAAUCCGUCGGUCGUCGUUACGUCGAACAAUCCGAACAAUCUCACCAACAUCAAGGUGGGCAACUCGACCAUCUCGAUCAAGCCGGGCACGCUGCCCACCAACACGGUCAUAACGGCAACCAAUCCGCACGAAACAUCGUUUAACGCACCGCCACCGCUGGCACCGCUCAGCCAGACGGGCAUCCAGCAGGGCACGAUCAUCAAAACGAUUGCGGCCGCCCCGCACGAUCCGUCCCAGCACCAUAUGGGGUCGCCGGGCGGUAGUAAGCUGCUGCCCAACAAGGUACUGUCGGAGCUGCUGGAAAAGAAGCCGGGCGAAAUGAUCAUUGCCGGCGAGACCACGAUUAAGCGCAAGUACGACGUGACGGACACAUCGAUGGAGCCGCCCGUAAAGCGCAUGGAAGGUGGCACGAAAACAGCCGACCUGUACGCCGAGCUGGCCGGCUCGAUAACGGAGGGGGAGGAUGUGGAGGAGCAGACAACAGCAACAGCAGCAGCAGCAGCGCAAGAAGCGGAACAGCAAGCGGCUAAGCUUAAGCUGCAACAAAUAGCGCAACAGCAGCAACAACAACAACAACAACACCUCGUGCAACAGCAGCACCAGCAACAGCAGCAGCAACAACAACAGCAACAACAACAGCAACAACAAAUGAUAACGAUGCCCGUAUCGAUGCAGCGACAGAUCAUCGUUACGCCCAACAGUGCCCAGCCGAUGAUCAUCUCCACACCCACCGCAAACGUGGGCAGCAAUCCGGUCCAGCAGCAGCAACAACAGCAGCUAACGUCGCAAACGACGGCCACCAUCAAGACGGACAGUGGCUACCAAACCGUACCGAUCAUACUGCAGCACAAUGCGAUGGGUGGUGGUGGCACGCUGCAGCUACAGAAGGCGACGGCAGCGCCGGGCGGAGCGCUCAUGCAAUCCUCCGUACUGGCUGCCCCGCAGCAUCCGCAACCGACGCAGUACAUCCUUGCCACCAACCCUCAAGGACAGACGUACGUGGUGGCCCAGCAGCCACAACCGCAGCCCCAGCUGCAGCAAACGGUACUGCUCGCCCAGGGCCAACAGCACGGCGGCACUGGACAAAAGACGAUCAUCAUCGUGCAGCAGCAGCCGCAGCAGCAGCAGCCAACCGCCACGUCCCUUCCGCAAAUGACGAUGCAGAGCGCGAUGGGCCCGAAUCAGGGUGGGCAAACGACGCAGAAGAUUUUCCUCAACCAGCAGGGCCAGCAGAUACUGAUGACGCAGCUCCCGCGCCAGAUGAUCGUAAGCCACGCGGGGCCAUCGGUGUCCGGUGGUGCCACGAUCAUCACAUCCAGCGCUCCGACGAUGAUGCCGGGCAGCAACACCGGUACCACGAUGAUUGCAACGGGCGGGGGCGGUGGUGCCGUUGGUGGUGGUGGCACCAUCAUCGAAAAGAAACCGAUCUACAUCACCACGAAUGCACAGGGCAAUACGAUCAGCUUCGAGGGGCCACCGCAGCAGCUGCAGAUGCAAACGAUACAGGCCGGAAGUGCGGUCGGCGGCGGUGGUGGUGGUACGUACCAGAUCAAACAGUACGGAAAUGUGCAGCAGCAGCAGCAGCAACAGCAGCAGCACAUUAUUCAACAGGCGAAUCUUUCGACCGGAGGGCCCGUCGGUCAGCAGACGAUUCAGUUCAUCCAGCAGCCCGGUACGGUCGUACAGACGCAAGGGCAUCUAGCCUCGGCAGCGCAAAGCAUGCAACCGCAGCAAAUUGUGUUCCAAACGCAUGGCGGAGGAACGGGCAGCGGUACCGCGCAGAUCAUCCAGCAACAAAUCAUUCAAGCGGCACCGUCGGGCCAGCACGCAGGCCAACAUAUCGUCCAGAAAGUGUUGCACCAACAGCAACCGACCCAGCAGCAGCAGCAGCAACACCAUCUAAUACACACCAUCAAGGGGAACCAGUCACAAAUGAUAACCGUGCAGCAGCAGAAACAGCCCAUGGCAACCAUUACGUCGCAGCAGGCGCAUCCGCAACCGUCAACCUCACAGUUGCCAUCGACACUUUCGAUCCAGCGGCAAACGGUCGGCGGUAGUUCACUGUCGCAGACGCUCGUUCCACCCAAACCUGUGCCCGUACCGAAUGUGGGCCCCACGGUAGUGUCUUCGGCGCCUCCUGCACCUACACCCGGCCUUCCGGGUGGCAAGCAGCAAUACUUUCAGGUGGUGCAGCAGAAAAUAUCUCCCGCACCAUCGCAGGGAGCAGGCGGCGGCAACACUGCGCAGCAGGGUACUCAACAGCAUCUUCGACACAUGGCGGGCCCAAGUGGCUCUACCGUCACGUCGCAGGGUGGUCAGCAGUCGCUAGUGCCCUCAAUAACGGUUACAGCGAUUCCGGCACAUUCGGCAACAACACCAACCACCACCAGCACGAUCACGAGCGGACAGUUCGCCGCGUCCCUUAUGGCCCAGGCAGCCGGACUAAACGUCCCCGUUACAACGACUACGUCAGCAACAGUAUCAGCAGCCACAGCGUCCUCUAUAUCCACUUCUUCUGUCCCUGCUGCUGUUUCUGCUCAACCAACAGUAACAGCGCAACCGCCAGCACCACCACCACCACCACCGAUUGCGAACACAAUCACGAUUCCGGUGUCGGUUGCGACGGCCAACGGCGGUACGUCCACCUCCAUCCAGAUGAUCCCUGCUAUGGACCCGCAAAAGAUCGUCGACGAGGACGUCGAUCCGAGCUGGCCGUGGGUGUGCGAUUGGCGCGGCUGCCCGAGGAAAAAGUUCCAGUCCGCGACGGAGGUGUUCCGGCACGCCUGCACCGUCCACUGUCCCGAUACGGUGGAUGUGUCCGCCGACAUCUACUGCCAGUGGGGCCCCGGGCCGAAUUUGUGCGACAAUUUGCCGCGCAAGCGGUUCUCCCUCAUGACGCAUCUGCUCGAUCGGCACUGCACGGCGGAUUCAUUUAAAACGGCCGUACAAAGACGUCUUGCCGGUGGUCCACAGCAACCGGUACAACCGUACCCGGUGACUCUGAUACGUCAGCCAGCACCGGCCAAUGCAGCGAUCGCAAACAGUAGCAGUGCAUCGGCAGCACCGUCAUCGGCGGGUGAUCGAGGAUCUCCGGCACCGGCCUCCUGCACCAAGGUGGAGUCGACCGGUGGCACAUCGGAGGGCAGCAGCGGCAGCGGCAGCAGCAGCAUGAACGGACCCGGUCAACUGUCGGCAGCGGGCCCGGCAGCGAUGCAUGCCAUCAAGCGCUACUCAAUGGAUUACGUCAACUCGAAGGAAUUCCAGGAUGAAAUGGAAGGUCCUGUGACGAAAAGUAUUCGGCUCACGUCCGCCCUGAUCCUGCGGAAUCUGGUUGUUUACACAAAUUCCGCCAAAAGAAGCCUUCGUAUGUACGAAGCACACCUGGCCGGUGUCGCACUUAGCAAUGUCGAGUCGAGCCGCACGGUAGCGCAGCUACUGUUUGAAAUGAACGACACGGGGCCCAACUACUGAGAACCGUCGAUCUCUGCUGCACCCAGAUCCCAGAGGUAUUAAAGGAAUUUCAACGCUGAUGACGACGUUAUUUUAAUGUUAAACUAUGCAUUUUAUCUUAUUCUUAACGUGUUGCUGAUGCACGCGAGAAACACGCAAAAUAAGAAGCGAGCCUUAUGAAACACAUUUCUUCUUUUCGUUUACCGCACACCAUUGCGUCGUUGAGGUUGCGUUUGUAAAAUAUAAAGUGCAUGUUUCUUUUUUUUUUUUACACAGAUGCGUACUAUUAUAAGCUAGCAGAGUAUCAAAGAACUUCAAGUCAAAGUAUAAUAAAAAAAACGGGAAUAACACA
Messenger RNA from Anopheles coluzzii, 7829 nucleotides. It is a transcript of the gene Bap170, whose product is annotated as AT-rich interactive domain-containing protein 2. The record is from RefSeq and is a predicted model, not a curated record. The transcript is spliced from 9 exons. The coding region runs from base 161 to 7498 and encodes 2445 amino acids. Gene Ontology annotation, molecular function: DNA binding. NCBI's taxonomy places the organism in Eukaryota, Metazoa, Arthropoda, Insecta, Diptera, Culicidae. Gene Ontology annotation, biological process: regulation of DNA-templated transcription. Gene Ontology annotation, cellular component: SWI/SNF superfamily-type complex.